Messenger RNA from Elephantulus edwardii (Cape elephant shrew), 1290 nucleotides. It is a transcript of the gene PRMT2, whose product is annotated as protein arginine methyltransferase 2. Gene Ontology annotation, cellular component: nucleus. Bases 1 to 1290 code for a protein of 429 amino acids. The record is from RefSeq and is a predicted model, not a curated record. Gene Ontology annotation, biological process: peptidyl-arginine methylation. The transcript is spliced from 10 exons. Gene Ontology annotation, molecular function: protein binding; protein-arginine N-methyltransferase activity. Lineage: Eukaryota; Metazoa; Chordata; Mammalia; Macroscelidea; Macroscelididae.
AUGUACAAAGGUUGUGAACAGCAGGACCAAGAAACAGCAGUCGAGCACAGUGAAGAACAGGUCCUCCAGGAGGAUGUGCAGGCUGAGGAGUACGUGGCCAUUGCGGACUACUCGGCUACAGAUGACACGCAGCUGAGUUUUUUGAGAGGAGAGAAAAUUCUUAUCUUGAGACAAACUACUGCUGAUUGGUGGUGGGGUGAGCGUGAAGGCUGCUGUGGCUACAUCCCGGCCAAUCAUGUCGGGAAGCAGUUGGUGGAGUAUGAUCCUGAAGACACCUGGCAGGACGAAGAGUACUUUGGCAGCUAUGGGACUCUGAAACUUCACUUGGAAAUGUUGGCAGACCAGCCACGAACAACUAAGUAUUACAACGUCAUCUUGCAGAAUAAAAAUUCCCUGAAAGACAAAGUGAUUCUGGAUGUCGGCUGCGGAACUGGGAUCAUCAGCCUCUUCUGUGCGCAUCAUGCUCAACCCAGAGCUGUGUAUGCCGUGGAGGCCAGCGAGAUGGCACAGCACACGGGGCAGCUGGUCCUGCAGAAUGGCUUUGCCAACACCAUCACUGUGUUCCAGCAGAAGGUGGAGGACGUGGUGCUUCCAGAGAAAGUGGACGUGUUGGUGUCCGAGUGGAUGGGGACCUGCCUGCUGUUUGAGUUCAUGAUCGAGUCCAUCCUGUAUGCCCGGGACAUGUGGCUGAAGGAGGAUGGGGUCAUCUGGCCGAGCACUGCCGCGCUGCACCUUGUGCCCUGUAGCGCUGACAGGGACUACCACAGCAAGGUCCUUUUCUGGGACAACGCCUACGAGUUCAACCUCAGUGCACUCAAAUCUUUAGCAAUUAAAGAGUUUUUCUCAAAGCCCAAGUAUAAUCACAUUUUGAAACCAGAAGACUGCCUGUCUGAACCAUCUACUAUAGUAGAGUUGGACAUGAAAACUGUACAGGUCUCUGAUCUAGAGACAAUGCAAGGCGACCUGCACUUCGAUAUUAAAAAAGCUGGUACUCUCCAUGGGUUCACAGCCUGGUUCAGCGUCCAGUUCCAGAAUCUAGAGGAAAACAAGCCACAGCUGGUUCUGAGCACCGGCCCGUUCCACCCCCCGACGCACUGGAAGCAGACCUUGUUUAUGAUGGAUGACCCUGUCCCGGUCCACGUAGGAGACGUGGUCACAGGCUCAGUGGUGCUGCAGAGAAACCCUGUGUGGAGGAGGCACAUGUCCGUCACCCUGAGCUGGUCCGUCACUUCCCCACAGGACCCCAUGUCUCAAAGAGUUGGAGAAAAAAAUUUUCCAAUCUGGAGAUGA